CUUCACUCGCCAAACAUGGACCUCAACCACAAGUUGAAUCGGGAGCGGUCGUCGUCAGCCAAGUGGGCCAGCGAUGUGCAUCUCGCUGUGGAGUACCUAAAGCGACAGCAUGAAGUCAUCGAGUGGCUGCAACAUGCCAUGGAUCGACCGAUGCCAACACAUGAUCUGCAGGAAUUGCUCAAGUCUGGCGUGGUCCUGCGAGAGUUGAUGGCGAUCUUGGCGCCGACCUCCGCGACACCUAAACCCAUCGCACGUACGUACAGCGCCACUAUGGCGCCGUGGAAAGAGCGGGAGAACAUCAGCGUGUUCCUCACCGAUUGCCGGCGGUUGGGAAUGAGUGAAUGCUCGCUCUUCGGUACCGAUGACCUGUACGAAGGCACGAACAUGGUGCAGGUGAUGUUUGGCAUGCAGUACAUCAAGGCAUGGUUCACAGGCGGAGUAAGAUCGCCGCGAUCUCCCAAGAACUCGUCCGACGGGGUGUGGUCGUUUUCAGAAUCUCAGGUCCAAGAUGUGGUCGCGCAGUUCCAAAAGCACAAGUCCCAAGGCAACCUGCUGCAAGGGUACCUGACGCGACAUGAAAGCAACAGCGACGUGAGCACUCUGCGUGAACCUGAACCUGCGAGCGAAGUCACCACCAAGGAACCAGCGGUGUUCGGCGACGUCCGCAUCCAAAGCGUGGGAUUGCCUGCAUCUCCGUCCACAUCAGAUCUACAUGCAGUGUCGGACAACACCAUUGCUGUGAACCACACGCACCACGAGCAAGUUGAAGCACCAGCUUCAUCUUCCCCAACUACCCGGGAUGACGACGAAGCGAUGGGAACCCCCACGGAACAGUACGUCCUUGCCACGACACCCAUCUUAACAGACCCUCCGAGUGACCAAGUCUCAUCUCACACUGCGAUCCUUCCCUCGGUUCAGCUCAAUGCUAUCUCGGACGAUGCGGCUGUUCCUCAGAUCGACCCCAGCAUGCACCGGGUGCGGUAUGGAUGUUGCUGUCGGGUCAUGUAGGCUGGUUAGUUGCAGAUGAGACUGUCGCCUUGGACUAUAUAUAAUUUACAUAUAUAUA
Molecule: messenger RNA, 1066 nt
Organism: Aphanomyces astaci
Lineage: Eukaryota; Oomycota; Saprolegniomycetes; Saprolegniales; Verrucalvaceae
Exons: 6
Coding region: 16-1008 (330 amino acids)
Molecular function (GO): protein binding
Source: RefSeq, a predicted model, not a curated record